GAUUAGGGUGAUAAAAUGCAACUGCGCAGAAUCAGACAGCUCGAUACUGAAAGUACAAGAUGGCGACAGUCAUAUGGCAGAAGCGGCAGCGUGCGGUGUACUGUAAAAAUGCCGAUCUUACCAAAAUUCAACAUAAAGAGAACGAUAAGGAGAACUUUAAAUAAAAUGCCUGGAAAAUCUUUAGGGGAAUUUCGAUUUUUACCCAUAAUGUUUUUAAUGGGUGGUUUGUUAGAGUUCGUUAUGAUACACUGGCAUGUCGGAGAGGUUAACUUCUAUAGAACAUAUAAAAGAAGAAGAAUAGAAGAAGCAGUUGAACAAAGAUUAGCAGAAAUGAAUGCACAAGUGAAUAAAUAAAUGUAUAUCGUAGUAAAUAGUAGUGACAAAUUAAUGAACAAAGAUGGAGCAUGUCUUCUGAAGACUAAUAUUACGAAGAUGCAAAGAAUGUAAUUUAUGCAAAAACAUGUACAAAGUGUAAUAAAUUGUUUUACAGAAGUAUAAACACGA
This is a messenger RNA of Bombus terrestris (buff-tailed bumblebee), 504 nucleotides long. RefSeq names its product small integral membrane protein 4. The record is from RefSeq and is a predicted model, not a curated record. NCBI's taxonomy places the organism in Eukaryota, Metazoa, Arthropoda, Insecta, Hymenoptera, Apidae. The transcript is spliced from 2 exons. The coding region runs from base 16 to 354 and encodes 112 amino acids.